GGGACGGCCGCGCCGAGGCACCAUGCGGGCUGCGGGGCUGCUGCCGCUGCUGCCGCUGCUGCUGCUGCUGCUCGAUGUCAGCUCUCAGGAUUCUGCAGACCUAGGACAAGCCACAACCACCAGAACUGCAGAAGCCACCACGACGACCCAGCCUACAGGCUCUAGAGAGACCACACCAGCCAGCACUACACCAAAAACUACCACACUCAAACCCACCACCACUGUCACAACUCAGACCACUGUGUCAACAGCCACCCCUCAUCAAAGCAUCACCACCACCCCCAUAACCAGCCUGCGAGUGGCUCCAUCCCCCACUACUGCAUCUCCUGCCCCGGUGGCAGGGGCCGCCCUCACAGCAUCAGGGAGCACAGUGCCUGCUGCCGCCUCUUCAGCCAGCACGUCUGGGCAGGACAGCCCCUCACAGAGCACCCCUAACCCCAAAACCAGCCCUGCUACAAGCCCCACUGGUCAACAGCAGCCCGGCACUACAGCCAGUUCGGGAAGCUCAGGCACCACCACUGCUGCAAAAUCUGUCGUCAUCACUCAUGCAACCAAUUCUCCAGGAGUUACAGGGGCUGUUGGCACAUCCACUGCCACCACAGAGUCUCAGGGAAAGCAGCCUAUGGAUCAGGAUCCUAAGCCUAAUAUCACUACAAGCACCACAGUGCCGAGGACUGACUCUUCCCAAAGCUCCAAGGAGUGUGCUAUCACUCCUCCACCAUGUGCCACCAAGCAGCUUACUCCUUCUUCCAGUUUUCCAGCCCAGGGACCAAUCCCUUCCACCAGUCCUGGAAGCACCAAAAUUGUUACCCCUCCAACUGGAUCCCUGUCCCCAACCACCACUCCGAUGUCACAACAUGGCAGCAAAGACACAGUCCCAGAUGCAACCACCAUGACAGCUCCUGGGGCAGACCAGAGCACCCAGGACGCUGGACUUGCAUCAGCCAAACCCAGCAGUGCCUCCCAGAGCCCUGCCAGCGCCCAGCCUGCAGCCCCAGGCGACCACACAGACCAGGCAGAGAGCUGCACCUCUGGCCACCCGCAGCCCGACAUCUCCUCCUCAAACAAGCUCACCUGUAGAGAAGAGGUGCAACAUACCAGGCCCACCAUCCACCUGAAAGAACCCAGAACCUGUGAUGAGUGGAUGGCUGCCAGCAAGAACAACUCCUUCUUUGAGAGCUUCUGCUCCACGGCCCAGCAGGCGUUUGAUGCCAGCAGGGACUGGUGCACGGUGGUGCUGACGGCCUGUGAGAGACCCUCCCGCCACUGGGCCGUGAGGGUGGUCCUGCACUCUCCCCUGGACUCAGGAGAAGUCCUCAUGGGGCUGAUGGAGAAGAAGGACAGGUUAGAGGAGCUUGGCAUCAUCAACGUCACCUCUGACAAGAUGGUGGAGGACAUGACCAUCAAGGACGAGUUCAGCACGCCCCUGAUCAUCACCAUCAUCACCCUGGCCGGCUCCCUGCUGCUCGUCGCGGCCAUCUACGGCUGCCACCAGCGCCUCUCCCAGAAGAAGGACCAGAACAUCCACCCUGAUGUCCCCGGGUUUGAUGAUGGACAUGUGGCCCUGAUCUUUAAUCAGCGCCUGACCGAGGAGAUGCAGACCAUGGAGAAUGGCUACCACGACAACCCCACGCUGGAGGUGAUGGAGACCUCCUCUGAAAUGCAGGAGAAGAAGGUGAACCUCAACGGAGAGCUGGGGGACAGCUGGAUCGUUCCUCUGGACACCCUCAUGAAGGAGGACCUGGAGGAAGAGGAGGACACGCAUUUAUAGGAUGCAGAACUUCAUCAAGAGAAAAACAACCACCCCCCCCCAAAAAAACUCCAUAAACCCUACACACACGCACACAAAAUAAGGCAAAAUUCCCCCCCCAAAAAGCAGAAAAUCCCUUGAUGAACUAAUUGUGGCCCCUUGUGGCACCACAUGGGGUGCAGGAUGGAAAAGGACAUGAGAAGACACCUCUGGGGCACAACAACACAAGCCACUUUGGUGGCCACAUCUGGCCAAGCAUCCUCCAACCCCCACCCACCUCCCACACCAGCCAUGGGCAAACAGGGUGGCUCUGCUCCUGAAGAGCUGCUGGUGUCUCCUCCAAGCAUGUCCCCUCCCAUCCCACAUCUGACCACGCCAUCCUCCAGCUACUGAACCACUCAAAAAUCAAGAGAAAUAAAAUAAAUAGGACAGGAGAUGGAGUGCAUCUGACAGCAAAGCAGCACCUGGCAAUUACAGCUCGACAAAUCCUCUGGCCCACGCUGUUUAGUCAUCACCCUGCCCUCCCUGACACCCAGGUAGUGAAUGAAAAAAGCUGGAACAGCCUGUUCCUUUUUAAUCCAGUUUCCAGCCUCUUCCCAGAGCUGAAACGCACAAGAGCCCCUCGUUGUGCCAUGGGCAAAUGGGUGCAUCCAGAGCCAGUGGGAUGGCAGGGAUGCUGCAGUGCCAAGGGAUGCUCAGCCCCCGUGCCAAGGGCUGAGGAACAGAUCCUGCACCCACCUGGUGAGAGAGGUGCAGCAGCUUCUUGUUGGAAAGGAUGAGAUGGAGGGAGAGGGAAAGGAGGAAUUUCUUGAGUUCAUCCCUCUUUAGGAAGGGUGUGGAGAGCAAGAGUGAUGUCUGGUCUCUGGCCCAGGCGUGAUGUUGGGGGUUUUGUGGUGCAGGAGCCCAGCUCUGGUGCUGCAUUUCCCUCUGGAAGGAUCAUUUGCCUUCCAGAAAUUACACAGCAGCAUCUCACAGCCCUCACCCAUCCUCCACGAGACUGUGGGACACAGGCACCACGAUGGUUUGUGAUUUUUGAGGGCACAUUUUCCUGCACGAGCAGCAAGCA
This is a messenger RNA of Melozone crissalis (California towhee), 2816 nucleotides long. RefSeq names its product podocalyxin like (gene PODXL). Gene Ontology annotation, biological process: negative regulation of cell-cell adhesion; regulation of microvillus assembly; positive regulation of cell-cell adhesion mediated by integrin. The transcript is spliced from 9 exons. The record is from RefSeq and is a predicted model, not a curated record. Bases 23 to 1771 code for a protein of 582 amino acids. NCBI's taxonomy places the organism in Eukaryota, Metazoa, Chordata, Aves, Passeriformes, Passerellidae. Gene Ontology annotation, cellular component: microvillus membrane; apical plasma membrane.